This is a messenger RNA of Polyodon spathula (Mississippi paddlefish), 5306 nucleotides long. RefSeq names its product E3 ubiquitin-protein ligase TRAF7-like. Gene Ontology annotation, molecular function: zinc ion binding; protein binding. Lineage: Eukaryota; Metazoa; Chordata; Actinopteri; Acipenseriformes; Polyodontidae. Gene Ontology annotation, cellular component: nucleolus. Gene Ontology annotation, biological process: Notch signaling pathway; ribosomal large subunit assembly. The record is from RefSeq and is a predicted model, not a curated record. The coding region runs from base 1237 to 3090 and encodes 617 amino acids. The transcript is spliced from 18 exons.
AGGAACAAACACUUUCAAACAGCAUCACAGGACCCCUUCUUGCUCAAGCACUAUGAGCUACACACCCAGGGACGAGGAUGAUGUCAUGGUAAAUAUCCUGUUAGAAACCAGCCACACAUUGCAAUGCAAACACAUUUAUUAUACUAGUGUCCAUUGAUCAUUCAUGUGCUGAAAAUCAUAUCUGAUCAAAGAGAACAGGAACCAUGCCCUAAAUCACUGUACUUUCAGCCUGGGGUCUCUUUCUAAGUCAUCGUUUUUUGUUUUGUUUUGUAUAAACUUGUUUCAUACUGCUCCUGGAAAUAAGGCAUCCACCAGCCUCAAAGGUUUUCUUCCUGCUAAAGGUUAAAAUUAAAAACAAAAAUGCCUCUAGGUUACAGGUAAACAGGAACUGUGUGGGUUACAGUAACAAACUGCUUUUCAAACCUGUUCAGGUCAGAAAUAAACCAGAUUUAAAUUGGGUUUUAAAUACCAGUGCAAAUAGGAUAUUGUGUGCAAAAUUUGUAACUAACUUGGACCGUCGAUGGCAUGUCCCCACUUUGUACUCCAGAGGUAGUGAAUAUUUGUCCAAAACUGAUCCGUUUUUAGUUCAGAUCUGGUAAUCCCUAUCAAGUGUGAAUUUUUACUAUUGAAUUGUGAGCGUUGUCAAAGCAGUUGAAGAAAAGCCAGCUACAGUGAUGUCUCCUGCUUUCUGAGCCAGCAAAUGAGGCAUUGUUUGGAAGCAGUCUUGUCUUUGGUAUUGCUUGAGAAAUCCUCAGCUGGUUUAUGUACGUCCUUAGACCUAUUUUUACCAUUUUUCAUUUCUUUUGGAUUGUCAUUAAAAUUGUGUAACGUGGCAAUCUGAAAAAUAAACGAUUAGUUUAUAGUAUAACACCCACCUCAAGUACUGUCCAGUAUGUACUGUAUUACUGUUAUUUUUGCAGAUGAAUCAUAAUAGCUAAGCUUCCUCAAAAUAUAACUGAGACUCGCAUCCCAGAAUGCAGCGAGCUGCUAAAAGCCUGUACAUUGGUGAUCCCUGAUUGUCCUUCAGUUAGGCUCCCACACAGGAAGCUGUGGCGAAGUGCUUGCUUUUAAUUGAAUAGCAGGAAGUCUCCCGGUUUACACAGUAAAGUUGGCACUAGGAAUACAAAGGGAGUAAAUUAAUAAGUACUGCUGUAUUUGCACAAAGACUUCGCUGAAGCUGCAGUCCAAGCUGGACUUGGCACGACAAGGCGCCCUGAAUUUUCUUCAAGACAAACAAUGAAAGAUGACGAAAAUGCUUUUAAAGACAGAGAUUUAACUGUAUUAGGACAGGAGCAUGCUCCAGAUAAGCCUCCCAUCGGCACACCACGCAGAUCUGACUCUGCAAUAUCAGUCCGUUCCCUGCACUCGGAUUCCAACAUGUCUCUGCGCUCCACUUAUUCUUUGCAUGAAGAGGAGGAGGAGGCGGAGCCUGUGGUUUUUGCUGAACAGCCCUCAGUGAAACUCUGCUGUCAGCUCUGCUGUGUGGUUUUCAAGGAUCCUGUUAUAACAACUUGCGGGCACACCUUCUGUAGAAGAUGCGCCUUAAAUUCUGAGAAGUGCCCCGUGGACAAUGCAAAGCUCACAGUGGUGGUGAAUAACAUCGCUGUGGCUGAGCAGAUUGGGGAGCUCUUUAUUCACUGUAAAUGUGGCUGCCGACCCGCCUCCAGUGGCAAGCCAGCGGCCUUUGAGGUGGACCCGCAUGGCUGCCCCUUCACCAUCAAACUCAGUGCCAGAAAAGACCAUGAAUCAAGCUGUGACUAUAGGCCGGUUCGCUGUCCCAACAACCCUAACUGCCCCCCUCUCCUGAAGAUGAACCUGGAGGCCCACCUCAAACAGUGUGAACACAUCAAGUGCCCCCACUCCAAAUAUGGGUGUACAUUUAUAGGUAACCAGGACACAUAUGAAACGCACCUAGAGAUGUGCAAGUUUGAGGGUCUGAAGGAGUUCCUCCAACAGACGGACGAUCGUUUCCACGAGAUGCAGUUGGCACUGGCACAGAAGGACCAGGAUAUCGCCUUCCUGCGCUCCAUGUUGGGCAAACUCUCUGAGAAACUGGACCAGCUGGAGAAGAACCUGGAGCUCAAGUUUGAUGUGUUGGAUGAAAACCAAAGCAAACUGAGUGAGGACCUCAUGGAGUUUCGGAGAGAUGCAUCAAUGCUCAAUGAUGAGCUUUCCCACAUCAAUGCCAGGUUGAAUAUGGGAAUCCUUGGAUCCUAUGAUCCUCAGCAGAUAUUCAAGUGUAAGGGUACCUUUGUUGGUCACCAAGGUCCUGUUUGGUGCCUUUGUGUUUACUCAACCGGGGACCUGUUAUUCAGCGGCUCCUCAGAUAAAACGAUUAAGGUGUGGGACACCUGCACUACAUACAAGUGCCAGAAGACCCUGGAGGGACAUGAUGGGAUCGUGCUGGCUCUCUGUAUUCAAGGGAACAAGUUGUACAGUGGAUCUGCAGACUGUACUAUAAUUGUUUGGGAUAUACAGACUCUACAGAAAGUGAACACUAUUCGAGCACAUGACAACCCCGUGUGCACGCUGGUUUCAUCAAACAACAUGCUCUUCAGUGGAUCUCUCAAAGCGAUCAAGGUGUGGGAUAUCCUGGGCACCGAGCUGAAGCUGAAGAAGGAGUUGACCGGCCUCAACCACUGGGUCCGGGCACUGGUCGCCUCUCAGAACUACCUGUACAGUGGGUCGUAUCAGACAAUCAAGAUCUGGGAUAUUCGCACUCUGGAAUGUGUCCAUGUGCUACAGACCUCAGGUGGGAGUGUCUACUCCAUUGCAGUGACCAAUCACCACAUUGUCUGUGGCACCUAUGAAAAUCUCAUCCACGUGUGGGAUAUUGAAUCGAAGGAGCAGGUACGGACUCUGACUGGCCAUGUGGGCACGGUGUAUGCUCUGGCUGUUAUCUCCACUCCAGAUCAAACCAAAGUGUUCAGUGCGUCCUACGACAGAUCUCUCAGGGUGUGGAGUAUGGAUAAUAUGAUCUGUACCCAGACUCUGCUGAGGCACCAGGGCAGUGUGACUGCUCUCGCCGUGUCCAGAGGACGCCUGUUCUCGGGGGCUGUCGACAGCACCGUCAAGGUCUGGACCUGCUAAUUCUGAUGGUUGGAAUUUGGUCUUUUUAAAAAAUUGGGGGCCGCGGAGAUGCAGCCUUCAACUACCAGACUACCAGAUGGUUUUUAAUCACGGAUUUAUCCUGCCCGGGCUGUGUCGAUGACAAUACCACUAUCACAUGGUUGCCACUCUUUUUUAAUACUGUUUUAUUUGAUCAGUUGAUUUCAAGUUUAGUGCCACAACAUGAAGAUAAUGAAGAAGGAACUUCUUCAGACCAAACUGUAGCUACGUAAGGAUCGAUCUGAACUCGCCAGGCAUCGCCUGAAUAAAUUACGAGCAUACAUGUACUGUAUCUGCAGUGCAUGUCAAAGCAGGCACUUUCUUAUUGAAAACACAGUCACCUUAUGCUCACCAGUGUUCCUGCCAGAGACAGUUCUUAGUUCUUCAUACAUUCUGCAAAUACACUAGAGCAAUGUGGAAUUGGACGCUAAACAUGUGCCUUAUGUAAUCAGGUUAGAAGACAGUGUGGAUCUGUUCACAGGCUUCCCAAAGCACCAUGCUCAUCCUAAUGCGUCAGUGUUUAUGCCAAUGACAUCACUUGAGCCUGCAUCUUGCAUCGUGCUUACGUUUUCCUUAUUGGAAAGAAAUUUUAUGGAAGGGGUGGAAGGUGCUCCAGGAAAACCCCAAAACCUCCUGUAUCUCUUGAAAAGGACCUGUUUAUGUCUGCUUACCAUAUUUAAACAAUUUCUUCCAUGAAAUUAGCAGCACCCAUUUAGGAAUAUAAGUCAUGCUGAUACUUGAGUUGGCUUCUGUAUGAAUUUAAUUUUAUUGUCUUAAAUAAGCUGUGUUUGCAAGUAUUAAUGAGUAUGUGGAUUGGUUACCUGGCGUGAAAUAACAUGUUUUUUAUUAUUAUUUUUUUUUUUUUUUUUUAAUAAAGAUUUUUAAUUAUUAUUAUUUUUUUUGCAUUAAUGUAACUCGCAUUUUCAUGUGUCAGACUGGUUAAAUCCCAGUACAGUGUCAUUAUUUGAUUGAAGGAUAGUGCAUCAUUUUACAUGCCAUACUGUCAAAGCAACCGUUAUUACCCUUUCACUGUAAUUUUAGACCUUAGUAUUCAAAUUAAAUAACAAAUAGACAGCUAAUAUUACAGUCAUGUAGCUGUGUAAAGUUUCUUUAACAACCUGAUGAAACAAGAAGUGAAACUGUUCUAAACUCGUGCUUCUGUCUGUUUUGUAAGUAGGAUGUUUUAGUCAAAAGAUAAACUGGGCUACAUGUUCUUAACUUCAAUGUACCUUCUCGGGUGCAGAAUCUGCUUUUAAAAGGUUCUGGUUAGUUUCACAAUACGUAUUGCUUAAACGAUGAACCAUGGUUAAUUUUAAUGAACACUCACCCUUAUUACAGAUAUUUGCAUUGGGAUCAAUCAGGUCCUUUUUUUUCUAUUUUACUACUGUAAUUGAUAUAUUGGUUUUAUGUUCUACUCUGGAAAUAUGUUUACAUUUUGGUGUGAAGAGAAGAUUGAUCUGGAGCCCAAAAACUUGUAAGGGUAUUUUAAGAACAAGUAGGCCUUAUACACGAAGCUUUAACACGUGUGUGUUUUGUUUAUUUUUGAAUGAAAAAGAUCCCGUUCCACCAUUUUGUUAAUGAAACCAGAUAGUCCAGAAUCAUGAAUUAAAGCUUGAUGAGACAGGUGGCUUUGAUGUGCCAUUUCAACUCCAGUGAUCCAUUUGACUGAACUGUCCUUCGUUAUGUUUUGCUGAAUUUGUAAAAGCAUUUGAGAUCUGAGGUUGCCUUAUUCACUUAAAACAUUUCAAGCUAAAUUUAAACUCCAGAAAAAAGCAGUUCAGUCUUGAUAAUUUCAGUUUUCAGUGGAUUUGAAAACAAAGUAGGGACCAGCAUAACAAAGCUAUAUCCAUAGCACUUGCAUUAAUUGACCCUAUUUAAAAAAUGUUUUGAGGACUGAAAAGUGUUUAUUAACAUUCUCUUUUAUCAAAGUGCUUUGAAAAGUGAAAAAAAAGGUAAUCUUUUAAAAAAGGGCACUGCACACUGCAGUGUGUUUUAUUUGCAGUGCCAAUAUGUGACAUGAGAAAAUAAAACAUGUACUUUUAAUUUACCUACAGCGUAAAGUUUUCGACUAGUUCUAUGGAAAGUAAGUAACAAGGUACGAUUUUUUUUCAAAUAGUGUUUUACGAUUAAUCGUGUACAUGUUCAUAUUUACAUCAUGUUAAAUUGAUUUGACCAUUAAAAUUGUAUCAAGUUUGUUA